This is a messenger RNA of Solanum stenotomum, 795 nucleotides long. RefSeq lists its product as uncharacterized. The record is from RefSeq and is a predicted model, not a curated record. The transcript has 5 exons. The coding region runs from base 1 to 795 and encodes 264 amino acids. Lineage: Eukaryota; Viridiplantae; Streptophyta; Magnoliopsida; Solanales; Solanaceae.
AUGGAGCAAGUCAUGGAAACUACAGAUUUUGGUUUGAAGUUGUUGAUUGAUAGCAAAGCUCAUAAAGUUGUGUUUGCUGAAUGUGGAAAAGACUUUAUUGACUUUUUAUUUACUAUACUCAAAUUACCAAUUGGAUAUUUCUUUGGGCAGCCUAGUAAAAUGUCUGUGUUGGGUUGUCUAGGCAACAUGAUUCCAAUUAUGGAAAACUUUGGUGAUGAUUUAAUGCAACUUGAUGAACUUGGUGAAGUCAUGACAUGGAUCAUCAUAGAUGAUUUGUUCAUUGCACCAUUAUCUGCAACUAGUGUGAUCAAUGUGCUAAACAAAUAUAAGGCACAAGUUGAUCCACUUCAACACAAGACCAUUGAUUUUCAGAUAAGUGAUUUGAAACAAGAGUUCUUGCAGGUUUCUUUGAAGUCCAAAACAGUUUUAACUCAUCUUUUUCUCAUACAGACAGGAUGGAGAAAAUCAAACAAUGGAGAAAAAUGCAGUGUGAAGCUUACAGUUGACAGUGAAGCCAAUAGAGUUGUCUUUGUUGAAGCUACUCCAAACAUGUUUUUGGAUAAUGAUGGUGGUUAUGUUAAAAGACUAAUAGUGUACAUGGUAACUGAUGAUUUGUCAGUAACCCCCUUGUCUAUGAUAUCUGCAUUGUCAAAACUCGACAUAUGUACUAAUGCAGAACCAAAUGCUGAGUUUGAAGUGAAGAUCGUUGAGUUUGGUGUUAAUGAGGCUCUAGGAUUUUUAGAAGCAUCCUUUGAAUCAAAGACAGUGCUAAGCGAUACAUUUCUUGAGGGAUGA